AUGGCACGAGCGCGCCAGGUGGUCUUCCGCAUUUUCUACAGCACCUCAUUCACGAUAGUGUUUUUGAUCCUUAUCAGUUUCAUAUGCAUUACGCCGGCGGAUGCGCUUUACGAAUCAUGGCGACGGCACCGGCUGCUCGACAUCUUCCUCAUCACGGGCGCCUAUGUACUGACGGCGCUGAUCGCGGCGUUGAUGUACGCUUCCCGCCUCUACACGAAUCGGUCGGUGCUUAAGGACAUCCCGAAGACGUUUAUGCCGAUUGAAAAGGAGGACUUGCCGGGCCGCCGUGUCCAUCGCCUGAUACAGGAUUGCCUCGACCGAAGCGCCGUGAUUGCGUACCAGGCUCGGCCACGCAGUAAGCGGAUCGAACACGAACCCGCCGCUUCCGCAGGGGCUGCUCGGAUGCUGGCGUUGACGAAGUCACCAUCGGCUUCAUAUACUGAUCAGAAUGUACAACCGCCGUGGGGGAAGAUAGCACAUCCAGGAUGGUCGAGCCCAGCGUCGAAAGAGAUGCCGAAUUUGGAAUAUGCUACGGUCGUGGACGAGUUGACGGAUCUGAUUGAAGCAAAGGCCGUCAGUCUGGUGCCCGUGGACCCAACGGCCGCCGAACUGAGUCCAGAUGGGACGGUGACUCCGAUGCCCGAUCCGCGUGUGAUUGACGAGCUCGCUCGGCCGCCGGCAAUGGGAAUGCGUCAGUACCUGAGACAUCUGAUAGAGAGGGAUGUGGUUCCAGACACGACUCUGACCGUGGCUUUUCUGGCCGCAUAUGAACGAGCACGCUUUUCCUCGCAGCCACUCACGGACGAAGACUUUCAAGCCUUGAUGCGCAUGUUCGCCGAGCUGCUGCGCAACAUGAGAUCGGUCAACGUCGACCUACUUGAUCUAGAUGCCGAUGACUCGGCAUCCUAUGACCCAUCUUUGAACUCGGGAGAAGUGUCCAGCAUAGCAAGCGAUCCAGGCCCAGAUCCGCGCCGUGACAAUCUGUUGCCUUCAUCUUCGUCUUCGUCAUCCGCCGCAUCGACUUUCUCGAACUCCGGCUCUGUGCGGCACCAUCGUCCUCCGCCGCGGCGGAUCUCAGAGGACUCGGCGGCGCCGCCUUCACUUUCACAUAAAUACCAACUCGCGGCCUACUCUUACGGUGCUGCCGCCAACGACAAACGCGCGAUCCAAUUCCAGAUUGACUCUGGGCUCCAACUCGCGCAUGGUCUCCGCCCGGUCCCGAGUCAGUCUCCAUUCUCUGUCUUCGGCUUCAUCCCGCGAAUCUCUGCGGUCCCGAAAAUCGAGACCAAGGACAAGAACAAGAACACAUUCGAGCAAAAAUAA
Messenger RNA from Exophiala dermatitidis NIH/UT8656, 1323 nucleotides. RefSeq lists its product as uncharacterized. The record is from RefSeq and is a predicted model, not a curated record. The coding region runs from base 1 to 1323 and encodes 440 amino acids. NCBI's taxonomy places the organism in Eukaryota, Fungi, Ascomycota, Eurotiomycetes, Chaetothyriales, Herpotrichiellaceae. The transcript is spliced from 2 exons.